AUGGAACAUUUUCUUGCUUUUCUUUGUCUCCUGGGACUUCUUCUACAUGCCUUGGCUCUGUACACUGUCCCAGUUUCAGAGUUUCAUCUGGAAGGAGAUUAUAUGAUAGGUGGACUUUUUGAUAUUCAUCAUGUUAAUUCCCCUGUUUAUCAUGACAAACCAAAAGCCACCGACUGCUCCAGUCAACCCUUCCUUUUCCCAAGUUAUCGGAACUUUCAGUUGAUGAGAUUCUCUGUAGAGGAAAUCAAUAACUCUACCAACCUAUUACCAAAUGUGUCUCUCGGCUAUGAAAUAUUUGACCACUGCUCAGAUACACAGAGUUUUCCUGGAAUUUUAAACCUUGUCUCAGUCAAUGGCUUGAUCCAGCCUUGGAGUGAACUAGACAAGAAUCUGUCCAAGGUGUCCAAAGUGAUAGCAGUGGUCGGUCCUUUUACAAGCACUCAGAGUUUGAGUGCAGCCCCAUUGUUCAUGGUGGAUUUUAUUUCUAUGGUCAGUUAUGGAGCUUCUAGUUCUGUCUUUUCAAGAAAACAAAAUUUUCCCUCUUUCCUACGAACAGUCCAUCCCAAUAAAGAUGUCAUAGAAGUGAUUGUUAACAUUGUGCAGCACUUCAACUGGCGCUGGGUCGCUUUCCUUAACAGUGAUAAUGAUUUUGGCACUGAUGGACGGGAAUUUUUCAAAAAGAGGAUUCAGGAUACAGAUAUUUGCCUAGCGUACACAGAAGAUCUUAAUGAAAAAACAAAUUAUUAUCAAUUGUUCAAACAGAUCGAGGCUCAGAAAGUACGCACCAUUAUUGUUUUUGCUACAAAAGUGAAUGUCGAAGCUCUCAUUGACUCAGCAAUACAACUAAAUAUCACAAACAAGGUAUGGAUAGCAGAUGAUGGAUGGUCCUUAAACAAGAGGCUUCCCAAGGAGAAAGGAAUAAAAAAUAUUGGAACUGUAAUUGGGGUGUCUCAACCACUAGUGACAAUACCUGGUUUUAAUGAUUUCAUCUAUUCUGCCAAAAGCCAGAGGCAUUGUGAAAAUGCAGAACAGCAGAGGUUUUGUGACCAGAUUUGCAACUGCAGUAGCCUGAGUGCAGAAGAUGUCAUUACUGCAGACCCAACUUUCUCUUUUUCUGUUUAUUCUGCUGUAUAUGCCAUAGCUCAUGCCUUACACAAUGCCUUGAAAUGUGGAACUGGCAGCUGUAACAGCAAUAUUACUGUGUACCCACAUAUGGUUCUAGCAGAGCUGAAGAAGUCCAACUUUACACUUUUAAACCAGAGUAUUCAGUUUGAUGAGAAUGGUGAUCCCACCUUUGGAUCCUAUUCUAUAGUUUUCUGGAACCACAGUGGUGAUGCAGAGGAGGUUGGCUUUUAUCAUUUUCACCCAUCAGUCAAUUUCUACAUCAACAACAGCAAAAUUCAGUGGUACACAAUAGGAGAGGUGCCUACUUCACUGUGUUCCCCAGAGUGUCCAGCAGGACAUGCAAAAAACCAUAUUGGAAUCCAUAAAUGCUGCUUCAAUUGUGAAAUCUGUCCAAAUGGAACAUAUGUCAACAGCACAGAGGAUCCCUACAAGUGCAUCAACUGUAAGAAAACAGAGUGGUCUGCAGUAGGAAGUACAUCAUGUAAACUACGGGUGGUGGAGUACAUCCCAUUCACAGACAGCGGAGCUAUACUGAUCAUGGUUGGGGCCUGGGCUUUGGUGGGACUCACACUAAUCACGUCUGUUCUCUUUGCCAUCAACUACAACACACCUGUUGUCAGAUCUGCUGGGGGACCAAUGUGCUUCCUAAUUUUAGGCUGCCUCAGUCUGAGUAGUCUGAGUGUGUUCUUUUACUUUGACAAGCCAACAGUUUCCUUUUGUAUCUUAAGGUUCUUGCCAUUUGUUUUGUUCUACACUGUGUGUGUCACAUGUUUUGUUGUUCGCUCUUUUCAAAUUGUUUGCAUUUUCAAAAUAGCUGCCAAGUUCCCCGGGCUCCACAGUUGGUGGUUGAAAUAUCACGGCCAGUGGCUGGUCAUCACUGUUGCAUUUGUUACUCAGGCACUUUUACUUGUUAUUGGUUAUUCUUAUGACCCACCCAAGCUCUACAAUGAAACAGUUUGGUACCCAGACAAAAUCAUACUUGGUUGUGACAUUAAUCUUAAAGCAACCUCUACUUCGAUGGUUUUUCUUGCGUCUUUGUGUACCCUUUGCUUCAUUUUCUCCUACAUGGGAAAAGACCUCCCAAAAAAUUACAAUGAGGCCAAAACAAUCACCUUCUGUCUGCUCCUGCUGAUCCUCACCUGGAUCAUGUUUGCCACUGUAUAUGCACUUUACCAUGGAAAGCACAUCCAAACUCUUAACGCUCUGGCAGUACUCUCCAGUCUCUACUCCUUUCUGUUGUGGUAUUUCCUCCCAAAAUGUUACAUCAUCAUUUUUCAACCCCACAAAAACACACAGCAGUACUUCCAAGGUCUCAUUCAGAAUUAUACCAAAACAAUUAGCCAAUAGCUGCCUUCAGAAAAUAUACUCUACUGACAGAAGAACUGUUGUGCUUUAGGCCCUCUGAAUAUCUACAAUGCAAUUCUAUACACAAAGUAGUUUGAAUUUUUGUCACUUUUGUCCUUUUCUUCCUCAAGAUAUAAAUCUGAAGCAUGUUUUUGACUGUUGCUAUAUAUUUUCUAAGUUAUACAUCAAUAAGCAAUAAUAAGCAACAAUAACACGAUCUUGUACACAAUAACAAACAUUCUAGUAAGCACAUGUUCUGAAAUGUCAAAAAUGGAUGUCCAAAGUCUCCUGAAACAGGGAACUGCCAAGUAUUUUACCAAAUUAAUAAUCAAACAGAUAUAGAUAAAGCUGAUACACUAUAGUGGAUACACUUGCAUGUGUCCUCAUGCCAAAACUUUCAGACCUUAAUAGACUGAAUCAUUCAUGUAAAUUCUUGGUGAGAAAAAUAAAUCUCUGCACUCCUGCACCGUUACUUGAAAGUUCUACAUUACUGAACUACUUCAUCGGUUCACGAAUAACUAAACCCGAGACAACCCGUGCUUGUAAAUUUGUUGGCGUAUGGAUAAACUUUUUUAAACUGUAAGAUUA
Scatophagus argus is the source of this 3057-nucleotide messenger RNA. Its product is annotated as taste receptor type 1 member 1-like. The transcript has 6 exons. Gene Ontology annotation, biological process: G protein-coupled receptor signaling pathway. The coding region runs from base 1 to 2472 and encodes 823 amino acids. Gene Ontology annotation, molecular function: G protein-coupled receptor activity. The record is from RefSeq and is a predicted model, not a curated record. Gene Ontology annotation, cellular component: membrane. NCBI's taxonomy places the organism in Eukaryota, Metazoa, Chordata, Actinopteri, Scatophagidae.